CCUUUUUACGAGCGUUGACCCACAUGUUUUGGGACACCCUGUAUAAUUCAUAUACUUUUGAUUUUUCUUAAAUGUUAGAAUUAAAUAUAGAUUUUCAAGUAAUAUUCAACAAAAAAACAUUUUCCUAAUUAAACAUUGUUGCAACGAGAUGGAAAAGAGAGAGAUAGAAAGAGAAAGAAGGAAGUAUUUUCAUGAACAUUUAUAAAUGUUAGUAGCAAAUUUAUUCGACAAUCGCAACACGUUUAUGCAAUGCGAGACAUUUCUGUUACUGCCAUUUUUGUUUAAUUUAUAUAAGAUUUUACAAAAGCAUUUAUUCAUACAAUUGUAUUAAAUUCUUUUAUUUUAAUUUUUAAUGGAUAUAAAAUGAGUGGUUGCUACAAAAAAGCAGCUAUUAGAUAAUUUUUUACUGAAUGCCUCCUAAUAAUCCAUUAACUUCCACCAUGUUGGCUAAGCUGCUUUUUCCCAGCAUGUUAAAAUGCAUAAAGUAGAUGUCGCAAAGUAUAGAUAAACGCAACAAAUAAAAGAGCACUCAGUGAAAUCUUCGAACUAUUAGUAAAGGAAUGCUGAAAAUUUAUGUACAGUUCAUUAUAUUUCAUUGUAAAAAUUCUUGUAUAUUUGCAUGUAUAGUAUAAUAUUUAUUAUUGUACUUCGUAACCGUAAAUAUAUCUUGCAGUUUUAGAAUUCAUGUAGAUUUUAUGUAACAUACAAUUGCAUUUGCAAUAGAUAUACUAACAAAUAAUAUUCUAAAAGAAAGAGUAAUUAGAAAUUGCAUAAAUGCAAAAGUUGCAGCUAAUUGUUGCAUAAACCAGUUCAGUGUUAUAUACCAAAGUUAUAAAAGAAAUAUGUAAUAUAUAAUUAAAAAAUUAUCCACACAUUUAUUAAAUUGUAUAUACACAUACACACACGCAUACAUGUACAUCAAGCUUAAAUUUCAAUAAAAUAGAUCUUACAGUAAUAUUAAUUAAUAUGAAUUAUUUCAUUAAUAAAUUACAUGAUUAUGAUCAUCAUAGUUGUGAUGCAUGUGUGUAUUGUAUUAAAAAUUAACUUUAUUAAAUGUAGAAUAAACUCGCACAAAAGCAACAUUUAUCCAUAGAAAUAUAUCUAUAUUUACAUUGAAGUACAAUAAAUUCGAUUUUUUUCUAAUAUCUAUUGUAAAUAUGUUUAUUCUUUUAUAUAUAUUUUAUUUAUACGUUUCAGAUAUAAUUAGAAUAAAACUUUUUUUCAUUUGAGUCAAAAUACUGUCAUUGGAUUAUAUAAGUCAAAUUAUACAUAUAAGUAACAACUAUUUUAUAAUUGUCUUAAUAUAAAUAUUACAUGGUAAGUCAAUGCCACACAUGUAUUAUCAACCUUGAUUAGCAUGAGUCACGGUCUUUUUUUUUUUCACUACGAAAUUGCAUUGUAAAAAAAGGAAUUAACCAUAAAUGAUCGUUCAAGGUUUCCAAUACAGCAAGAGAGAAAAAAAGGAUAACUUAAACCAGUCGACAUAGUAUUAAAAUUUAUGUUUAUUUUAAUUUUCUCUCUUGUCUCAAAAUUAAUAAAUCUAAUUUCAAGUCCGAAGGAAAUAUUUGCAUAGCAUCUGUAUUUAAUGGAUAAACGACUCCCAAUACACGCUUCCCUCCAAUGCAAAUUAUCCAUGUUAUGGAUACUUAACAUACAAUCAUAUAUGAUGUAUAUAUACGCGCACGCGGGUGUGUGUGUGUGUGUGGAGGGAGGGGGGAGGUAGGUAUGUAAAGAGAAACGAGUAUGGGGUGAAGAGUAGGAAAGAGAGGACUCUAAUGGACUCUAAAUCGAAGUGGAUCUGCGGUACCUCCGCAGCAGCUCCGUGCGCUUUCGCUACCACCACACUACGCUGACGAGCCGCUGUGUAUAUGCCUAGCUCUUUGUUUAUCCUUCGUAUGACGUAUGAACGUCGCGCCAGCGAACAACGAGUAGAAGGGCUGAUGCAGCGAUGCACUAUGCAGCCGACCAAACGGCUAGCAAUACAAGAACGGCAGCAGUCAGUGCUGAGUGCGCUGACCCGCGGGACGGUCUUGACGAUGGUCGUUGACCGCGGUUGAACGCGAUUCAUUGUUUACAUCGGCGCAUUCUAAGGAACGACGGCAUCGUCUCCUCGCACUGUGUCCUGGCCGUUGGCGAGUCGUCGUCACUGUUACUCUAGCUGUGAUUAAGGACGCGAGCGCAGGCAAACAUGUCGAAAAUAGCGGGAAGCUCUCCCGCGAGAGCCGCAAACAAAGGUGAGCAGCAACAACAGCAGGAAUUCCUAGUGGGUCUGGAUAAAGACGCCAGCGAACACAGCAUCUCGAGCAUGAUGUCGUGCGUGUCCAUCUCGCCGAAGCACGCAGAGAGUAGCCUUCGCGUUAUGGAGAGCUAUCUGCACAAGCAACAGCUGACAGACGUCACGCUGAUCGCGGGAAAUAAACGCGUUCCAGCUCACCGAUUAGUACUCAGUGCUGGUUCUGAAUAUUUUGCUGCCAUGUUCACAAGUUCUCUGCGAGAAUCAGCACAAAAUGAAAUAGAAUUAAUGGAUGUUGAUGGGGAUGCAUUAUGGGCUUUGGUUCUUUAUUGUUACACAGGUUGUAUAGAAUUACAGGAAGAUAGUGUAGAGACUCUACUUGCAACAGCGUGUCUAUUACAAUUAAAUCCAGUGAUUAAAGCAUGCUGCCAGUUUCUUGUCAAACAACUCCAUCCAAGCAACUGCCUGGGCAUACGGACCUUCGCUGAUACACAAGGCUGCUCGGAAUUAUUUGAACACGCACAUGCAUAUACCACUAAACAUUUCAUGGAAGUUACGAAAAAUCAAGAGUUUUUACUGUUGUCUGCUAACGAGGUUGCGAAAUUAUUUGAAUCCGAGGAUCUUAAUGUCCCUUCAGAGGAAACUAUCUUUCAUGCUUUAGUGACUUGGCUAGAACAUGAUCCAGAAAACAGAAGUAAAGAUGCUAGUAGAUUAUUAGGUUUAGUCAAAUUACCAUUGCUAUCACCCGCGUUUAUAGCUGACAAUAUUGAGAGUAAUGAAAUAUUCAAAGACCAAAGAAUGGCACAAGAAUUAGUAAUGGAAGCAUUGAAGUAUCAUUUGCUUCCUGAGCGAAGACCCUUGCUUCAAACGGGCAGAACAAAACCUAGAAAAGCCACUGUGGGAACUCUUUUAGUUGUUGGAGGAAUGGACGCCAAUAAAGGUGCGACGUCUAUAGAUGCAUUUUCAUUACGCGAUAACGCCUGGAAACCUUUAGCUGCUAUGAGCAGCAGAAGAUUACAAUUUGGCGCAGUAGUAGUUGAUAAGAAAUUAAUUGUUGCGGGCGGUAGGGACGGUUUAAAAACACUUAACACGGUGGAAUGCUUCGAUUUUUCCACCCUUACUUGGAGCACUUUACCACCUAUGAACGUGCACCGUCACGGAUUAGGAGUAGCAGUCCUAGGUGGACCUUUAUAUGCCGUUGGUGGUCACGAUGGUUGGAGUUUUCUCGAUGCAGUAGAGAGGUGGGAUCCGGCAACGCGCCAGUGGAGUUCAAUAUGCCCUAUGUCCAUACAAAGAUCUACAGUUGGUGUGGCUGUGUUAAAUGAUAAAUUGUAUGCUGUAGGAGGAAGAGAUAUCAGUUCCUGUUUAAAUACUGUAGAAUGUUACGACCCGCAUACAAACAAGUGGACACCGUGUGCACCUAUGUCGAAGAGACGAGGCGGUGUAGGCGUCGGAGUGGUAAAUGGUUGUCUUUAUGCACUCGGAGGUCACGAUGCUCCAGCUAGUAAUCCCAAUGCUAGCAGAUUCGACUGCGUAGAAAGGUAUGAUCCUAAAACCGAUACAUGGACUAUGGUUGCGCCAAUGAGUGUUCCCCGAGAUGCGGUCGGUGUUUGUGUGUUAGGUGAUCGGCUUAUGGCCGUAGGAGGAUACGACGGUCAACAAUAUCUCACAUUAGUAGAAGCCUAUGAUCCACACCUCAACGAAUGGGAACCUGUUGCUCCUCUUAAGGCUGGCCGUGCAGGUCCUUGCGUUGUGGUAAAAAAUUUAAUAAAUAACAUGUAAAUUAUUUUUACUAAAAGAACAAUAAUUGGACUUGCGAUUGUGCAACUUAUAUUUAUAAUCAUAUAUAAGUUAAGUUUCAGAAAUAUAACAGAAUCUGCUCUCUUGUGAUAUUGCAUGCAUGUUAAAUUAAUCAUACUGUUAUUUUUCUGAAACUGUUUUAGAUAAAAAAAUUUUAGAUAAUUUUAUAUUUAAAUAAGUAUUAUAUUUCUUUUUAGCAUAAGGAAUUUUUAUAGGAUUUUUACAAGUUUUCGUACUGUAUUGAUAAAUUCCAGUCAUUGUAACCACCAAAUAUUAUAUUUAGCACUUAUUUGUACAUAAUACUUCAACUAUAAAUUUUUAGUGUCAAAAAUAAUUUUACUGUUGACAAUAUGUAAUAAUUCGUAUCUACUUGUAUUAACUUAUAAUAUAUAAAAACAAAUUUUCAAUAUAUAUAAACAUGUUUUUUCUCAUAAAAAUAACAUUAUUUUUCAUAAAUAUCUAACUUUUUGUGUAAUAAAUCAUUAAUAAAUUGUGAAUCAAUUUUUGCUAGGAAUAAGUGCUUUAAACCAAAUGUACUGUAGACUGGAUAAAAUAAAUGUUAUAAACAUAUAUAUUUCAAGUAAUUAUGAUGUCUAUGUGUAUCAAAUUAUAUUGACAACUUUGUAAAAAUCAACGUUUUUAAUAAACUUAAACUUCAAUAAGAAAAAAGAAUUAACAUACAUAAAAAACAUUUAUUUUUCUCAUCAAGAUAAAUAUUUUAUUUAUACAUGUAUAUGUUUCCAUAUUUGGUGGUUAUAAUCUCUUGAAAUAAAUAAAGUUAAUAUAUUAACUAAA
Molecule: messenger RNA, 4828 nt
Organism: Monomorium pharaonis (pharaoh ant)
Lineage: Eukaryota; Metazoa; Arthropoda; Insecta; Hymenoptera; Formicidae
Product: kelch-like protein 5
Exons: 10
Coding region: 2189-4015 (608 amino acids)
Molecular function (GO): protein binding
Source: RefSeq, a predicted model, not a curated record